Ceratosolen solmsi marchali is the source of this 1742-nucleotide messenger RNA. Its product is annotated as protein tramtrack, alpha isoform-like. Gene Ontology annotation, biological process: regulation of transcription by RNA polymerase II. Lineage: Eukaryota; Metazoa; Arthropoda; Insecta; Hymenoptera; Agaonidae. Gene Ontology annotation, cellular component: nucleus. Gene Ontology annotation, molecular function: protein binding. The transcript has 7 exons. The record is from RefSeq and is a predicted model, not a curated record. Bases 339 to 1742 code for a protein of 467 amino acids.
ACCGAAAGAGGGAGACAGGGUGAAAGAAAGAAGAAGAGCGAAAGAGUGACAGGGUGGGAGAGGAGAACGACGGCAGUCCCCUAGCCGAAGAGAGCAUCAUCGCCAGGAGACGCCCCGGGAGUAUGCCAAGAUCACGUGGUAGGAGAACGUGAUAAGAGCCGAGGGCAAAUGAAGAGAAGAGCAGAGAAAAUAACGAGACGUCCGAGAGAAGCUGAAGGAAAGUGAGAAAGCGGAGCAGAGCUUUCGAGAAGUAAGAUAGCGAAACGAGAAAGAGAGGGAGAGAGAGAGAGAGAGAGAGAGAGAGAGAGAAGAAAAAAAGUAAAGCGAGAGAAGGUCCCAUGUUAGCGGACAUUAACGGUAACCUGGCGGAUCUGAGAAGCGAAGCUGCGAUGGCGUCGCAGAGGUUUUGUCUGCGCUGGAACAACCAUCAGAGCAAUUUGCUCUCGGUGUUCGAUCAGCUCCUGCACGACGAGUCCUUCGUCGACGUGACGUUGGCCGUCGAGGGCCAGUUACUCAGGGCGCACAAGAUGGUUUUGUCCGCCUGCAGUCCCUAUUUUCAGGCCUUGUUCGUCGGCCAUCCCGACAAGCACCCGAUCGUCAUACUGAAAGACGUGCCGUACGUGGACAUGCGCAGCCUCCUGGACUUCAUGUAUCGCGGUGAGGUGAGCGUCGACCAGGACAGGCUCACGGCCUUCCUGCGCGUCGCCGAGUCCCUGCGCAUCAAGGGCCUGACCGAAGUCAACGAGGACAAGUGCGACCUGCCAAGCAUCACCUCCUCGUUACUCGGCAAUCAGAACGCAGUGCCGCCACCACCCCCCAAUCUACACCGGAUAAACCAGCUCGGCCAGCACCAUCACAUGCCCCAGAAAAGGUACCACCACAUGUCGAGCCACCCACUGCUAGGCUCGGCGCUCACGGCGCCCAAGCGGAAACGCGGCAGGCCGCGGAAGCUGAGCGGCUCCUCGGACACGCCGAUAGACACGAGCCUCGGCCAGGAGCAGCAGUGUUCCGGCGCUGACCUCGUCCAGGGCUCGCCCGAGAUGAUGGAGAUGAAGAUGGGCCUCGACUUCCAGAGCGAAGCAGCGCAGAACAGCAGCGCCGGUAGCAACGCGUCGGCGGGCUCCAACGGCAGCAACGGGGCGACGAGCGGCAACGCGGCAAAGUCCUCCGCGAAGAAGGACGAGCCCACGGAGAACGGCACCGACCAAGCGGACGCGAUGCUCCUCGUCAGAAUCAAGGGCGAGCCCGAGCCAACGCCCAGCACGUCUGCCCAAGCUAAGGACGAGUCAUUCACGCGGCCGCUGAGUAGACAAGGGAGUGAAAGUUUUAAGCAAGAUUACGCACAAACUACGAGUACCAGCGGCGGCAGUGGUGGCGGCGGCAGUGGCGGCGGCGGCGGUGGAAGCGGCAGCAACAAUAACAACAGCAACCCGGCCGAGCAGCUGACGGAGAUGUCGGUGCGUGGGCUUAAUCUUUUCCGCUACGCCUCGAUAUCCGAGGGCAUCUACCAGUGCACCGAGUGCGCCAAGGUCGAUAUACAAAAGACCUUCAAGAACAAGUACAGCUUCCAGCGACACGCCUUCCUCUACCACGAGGGCCACCAACGCAAAGUCUUCCCUUGUCCGGUUUGCGCCAAGGAAUUCUCGAGGCCGGACAAGAUGAAAAACCACAUGAAGACCGUUCACGACUGCUUCAUGCCCAAGGAUUGCGUAAUGCCUUUCGGCUUCUUCCUACCGCCCUAG